GAGGCGGACCGCCGGGGCGCGGGCUGCUGCGCUGCUCCUCCCGCCGCGCAGUGCCGGCGGGGCAGCGGGGCAGGACCCGCCGCCGAGCAUCCUCCGGCCGCGGAGCCUCGCUGCGCUCCCCGCUGGGGCAGCAGGCGGUGGCAGGUGUCCCAGGCCGGGCAGCUCGGGACCUUCCGGAGCUCGGGCUUAGCGGAUUCCUCCCUCCCGGCUCCCGUCCAUCAAGUCGGGGCUCGGGGGCGGCCGGUGGCGGCGGACCCGUCGGUCCCCUGCUUGCCCCCGCGCCACCGCCACUGCGGGAGCGACGGGGAGACGCAACAGCCCGGGCGAGCCGCGGGAGGAGAUUAUGGCGACGUGACUGGGAAGCGGAGCCCCUGGCCGGAGCCCCUUCCGUACCCCUGCGGAGUGGAGAGCGCGGAGCCGCCGAUCGCCGGCAGCCUCCAGGGCCCGCGGCGGAGCGGAGCGGCCUCCAGCCCUGCCCAGCUCAACUCAACUUUCUCUACUUCGGAGGCUCUUUCUUUUCCUUUUGUCGAUAAAGAUGAGAAAAAAGUGGAUAUUGGAGGACUUUCAUUUUAUCUUUUUUGGUGUGCUCUGUCUCCUUUUCAUAGAUGGAGGUAAACUAGAACAAGUAAAACAUUCAGAUACGUACUGUGUGUUUCAAGAUAAGAAGUAUCGUGUAGGAGAAAGAUGGCAUCCUUAUCUAGAACCCUAUGGCCUUGUUUACUGCGUUAAUUGUCUUUGCUCAGAGAAUGGAAAUGUACUGUGCAGCAGAAUAAGAUGCCCAAGUCUACACUGUCCUUCCCCUGUGCAUGUACCACAGCUGUGCUGCCCGCGAUGCCCAGAGGACUCCCUUUUCUCAGUAAGCAGCAAAAUCACCGGGAAAUCCUGUGAAUACAAUGGCACCACCUACCAUCAUGGAGAAAUGUUUGUGGCAGAGGGUCUUUUCCAAAACAGGCAAGCAAACCAGUGUGCCCAGUGCAGCUGCUCAGAAGGAAAUGUGUACUGUGGGCUGAAGACUUGUCCCAAAUUAACUUGCUCUUUCCCAGUUUCUGUUCCGGAGUCCUGCUGUCCAGUUUGCAGAGGAGAUGGAGAAUUAUCAUGGGAACAUUCUGAUGGAGAUAUCUUCCGGCAGCCAGCCAACAGGGAAGCCAGACACUCAUACCAUCGCUCCCACUAUGACCUGUCACCCAGCUCGGCGAGGCAGGUAGUCAACAUUCCACGAUUUCCCAAUGCCAGGAGUAACCGUGGAGUCCUACCGGAUCCCCAGCAAGCUUCAGGAACAAUUGUACAAAUCGUCAUCAACAACAAGCAUAAGCACGGACGAGUUUGUGUCUCAAAUGGCAAAACAUACUCACAUGGUGAAUCUUGGCAUCCUAAUCUCCGGGCCUUUGGAAUCGUAGAGUGUGUAUUGUGCACCUGCAACAUCACCAAACAAGAAUGUAAGAAAAUUCAUUGUCCAGAACAAUAUCCCUGCAAAUACCCUCAGAAAGUAGAAGGAAAAUGCUGUAAAGUCUGUCCAGAAGAAGUGCCAAGUCAAGCCUUUGACAACAAAGAUUACUUCUGUGGGAAAGAGACAUUUCCCGUCUAUGAAUCCAUUUUCACAGAGGAAGGAGAAACCAUCAGAAAAAUCGCGGUAGAGACUGAAAAGCCACCUCAAAUAGAAAUACAUGUGUGGACAAUUAGAAAAGGGAUUCUGCGUCACUUCUAUAUUGAAAAACUGUCCAAGAGAGAAUUUGAAGAACUUCCUUACUUCAAGCAGAUAACAAGGACAACACCUAGCCAGUGGAAAAUAUUUAGCGAGGGAGAAGCUCAGAUCAGCCAAAUGUGUGAAAGCAGAGUGUGCAGGACUGAGCUCGAGGAUUUGGUAAAGGUUUUGUACCUUGAAAAGUCUGAAAAGGGUCACUGUUAAGGGAGACAGCACUGGAGGGAAAAACACAAGAAAACUUAUGAAAACUUGGAUCUGCAGCUGGACUGCAGGCUUAUUUUGCUUAAGUCAACAGUUGCCCUAAAAACCAAAACUAUAAUGCAGUAAUUAUUCACAUCAUGCACAGCAAAUUUGCUGCUUUAUGUGUAGUGGUCUGUGUCAACCGUUCAAAUAUCUCCUCCAAAAGACUAGGAGGCUCUGUAUUACUGGUGGGGGAAGGAGAAAGAAAGACUGUACUUUCAUUUCUUUACAAGUUAAAAAGAGAAAACAGAACAUUUUUAUUAUUAUUAUUUGGCAAGUUAUUCAAACUAAUGAAAAGAAGGACACCUAAUAAAUGUGCAGGAGCUAUGGAGAGCAUUAUUUCCUGUGCUGAAUUUAUACCAUUUCUGGUGUUGAAAUGACUCAUGGAUUUUUUUUAGUAGUGGAGGAAAAAUACAAGUGAUACAAUACUUAUAUUGGAGACAUAAAAACCAUUUUUAAACUAACAAACUGUUAAGCAGCCUGCCUUUGGGAUGAUGUCUUGUAGUUAAGCAAACUGAGUCCAUAAACUGAACAGCAGGUGUUAGUGGCAAUCACUGUAUUUUUGUAGCAAUUUGAGCAAAUGUUCGCUUUUAAGUGGUUUUCACUGUUUCCUCCAUCCACUUCUCUAAAAAAUGUGAAGUGUUAGCUCCCUAUCACAGCGCCAAUAACUUCAUUCUUCUGGGUCCUAUUAACACAUGUUCUUGGCUGAUAAACUGCCUUCUAAAGUGAUGUGGCAGAAGGUGGUGAAGUACUUGUAGUACUUUCAAAACACCUAGAGGGUUAAACCUUCCGAUUAGUAACUCCUUAAAAGUUGUGACAGUACUUAAUUUAUUUGUUCUGAUUUCUAACAAACCUCAUCUGCAUUUCUCUGAGGGUGACCUCUCGGUUCUCACACUUCAAGACAGUUCUCUCCCAUGACAAACACUGAACAGCUACAGCAGGCCUUGAGAACACACCAGCUCUGUGAAAACUGUUCUUUGUGAAAAACAAAUCUGAGAGAUUCUGCUAAAUUUAGUAUAGCCUGUCUACAGGUGUUUAAGAAAGGUGGCUCUCAUCUGCAGGAAAAGUAUAAGUAUACUUUAAAAAAUGUUUUCUCUGAAGAGUCACCAAAAUACUGCACUGCCUCUGUGGCUGUGAUGUUGGAUUAAAUCCCAAGAAGCAAGUGACUCUGCCUGCUUUUGCUCCCAUUUUCUACUCCACAAGCAGACAGGAAUACUGCUGUUCAAACACAGGCUAGGAAACAAAGCUUUAUGGAAAUGGCCUGAGCCAGGGGCUGGGUUUUCACGGGGAGUGAAAUCAACAGUGACAGCAAGGAUUUUGGGGUUUGUCACCCUGCCAGUGACAGCACUGCAGGGCGUCCCCAUUUCUAAAGGGAUGAAGGUGUGGGACAGCUCAAUGCUGAAUGCCCGUUUCAGGCAGAGCUUCACCAUCCUGGGGGGAACCUUGUCUUGAGCAGCAACCCCUGGCAGCCCCCCUCUGCAGCGCAGGCCCCAGGGCCAGCCUCCUCCCUGCUGCUCAGGCCCUGCCUGCGUGCUGCAAGGCCCAGGCCUGCAACAGGGCCCCUCAGCAAGGAGGAGCGAGCGAGGAGGAACAGGCAUGAAGGUGCAGGAAAGACCGAGGGGAAUUAGAAGAAUACAUACAGGGUGCUCUCAGGUCCUCAGCGAUCCUGCCUGUAUAUAAUGACCCUGCUGUCCCAAGGCCUGGACAGAGAGCAGAUAAUGUUUAGGAAUGCUUCCCUCUCUACCAAGCACUCAACAUGGACCACUGUCUAACAGGAAAACACACUAAAAAGGGAGCUCCUCCAGCAGCUGCUGGAUUUGCAAGAACAAAGUACUCUCACCUGGUAUCAGUAAGAGCCACGGGAGUCUCUUUCCAAGCCUCCACGGCCACAGGGAAAUCCUCUGUGGGCCCCCCACGGCUGCAGCUCCUGUCAGGCGAGCCAGCCCCCCAGGGUCCCCCCAUGGCGGCAAGGGGGUCCCCGCUCCCCAGCCCGGGGUGCGGCGGGGCCGUUCCUCACAGGUUUCCCCUCAGCCCCGGGUGCCCUUCCCUCAGCACCUUCCCCGAGGCACCGCCAGCCCGGCGGGGCUCGGCUGUGCCCGGCGCUGGGGCUGCUGGAACCGGCUGGAACCGGCUGUGCCUGGCAUGGGGCAGCCCCUCCGCUCCCCUCAGAGGGGCCCGGCGUCUGACAGCGCUGACACCACACUAUAGCACAGCGCCUUAACCAGCACCGGGCCGUUACAAGUCCUGUGUCACUGUUCCUUAACAGCCGAGCUGAGCGAACUGUCCCAGCACCUUGCCAGGGCCCUGGCCUGCCCUGUGCGUGGCAGGGCUGCAGCUGCCCGGCCUGGGGCCCCAAGGCCUCGUGGCCCUACAAGUUACUGCCGCGUGUCCUUGCACGCCACAGUUUGGCAUCGGUGACACCCACGGCAUGUGGCACCUACUGGGUUGAAAUGCACUGCAGAAGUGCAAGAUUUUAUUAUAAAUCUUCUAACAAGUAAUGAAUUAACCUUAUCAGUCCUUUGGGGAAGGCAUUGGAAGGAAGAGGUUCUGAGGAACUGUAGCAAUGUGGUGGGAAGACCAGCAAUUGAUUUCUCACCUCACAGGCAUCAUCUGUUUGUAGCAGUAGCUGGUGAAAACAGACUAAGUGGAAAGUGUACAGCGUUUGUAAUUUUUUUUUAAGGCGGUGGCGGCAACCUGCUUUUUGUAUUUGUGACAGGACAGGUGGAAUCCAGAUUGUGUAUUUAUUUUAUAAUAAACACUUUUUAAGAAAAACAAAAAAAAAAGAAUUCAUAAGCACCAUUUAGUAAAAUGCAGUGUUGCAUUUUUCCAGUUUCUGGUCACUUAAGACAACAAAGUACACAAUGUCAUGUUUGUCAUUCUUUUCAUGGGAUGUAUGUCUGUUACGGUACUUAUUUAUGUACUUGUUGUAUCACUUUGACCUGGUUUGAUAAAUUAAUAAACUCUGAAGUUGAUAAUAAACGCA
Falco peregrinus (peregrine falcon) is the source of this 4925-nucleotide messenger RNA. It is a transcript of the gene CHRDL1, whose product is annotated as chordin like 1. The transcript is spliced from 12 exons. Lineage: Eukaryota; Metazoa; Chordata; Aves; Falconiformes; Falconidae. The record is from RefSeq and is a predicted model, not a curated record. Gene Ontology annotation, molecular function: protein binding. The coding region runs from base 536 to 1906 and encodes 456 amino acids.